This is a messenger RNA of Nymphaea colorata (pocket water lily), 1512 nucleotides long. RefSeq lists its product as uncharacterized. The transcript is spliced from 6 exons. Gene Ontology annotation, biological process: translation. Lineage: Eukaryota; Viridiplantae; Streptophyta; Magnoliopsida; Nymphaeales; Nymphaeaceae. Gene Ontology annotation, cellular component: ribosome; mitochondrial small ribosomal subunit. The record is from RefSeq and is a predicted model, not a curated record. Bases 7 to 1047 code for a protein of 346 amino acids. Gene Ontology annotation, molecular function: structural constituent of ribosome; small ribosomal subunit rRNA binding.
ACGUGCAUGUCCAAAUGCUCGUUGAUCGAACACGAAAAACCCUGGUUUCUCUCCUCUCGUCGUUUCGUCCGGCGAGCUUCUUUUUUAGUUGUCCUAAAACCUGAAUUUCUCUCGCUCUCUCUGUCUCAUUUUUUCCCGGCGCUCUUGACUUAUAAUCACGCCAUCUCUCUCCGAUUCUUCCUAUUGGAGGGUCGCAGAAGCAGCGUCCAAGGCUCAGGAAUGAGACUUAGUUCCAUGAUGUUGUUGCGUUGGAGCAAAUGUCUACGACAAAGUGAUAGUUCAUGUGCAAUUAGAACUCUGUUCACCAGCCGUCAGUCUGGUAGCAACACGUCAGACAGUGGAACUAAUAACCUAGGUGAGAGUGUAGAAUCUGCAUAUGAUUUUACACAGAGAAUAUUUGGAGGAUUCGGUGAUAGCACUUCAGAAACAGAUCCCUUUUAUCAGAAAUUGGACAGGUUGGAAAAGGCACGUGGAAGGGCUGGAUUUGGUUCAAGACGCAACAAUGGAUACAGUUCAGGAUUUCAAAAUACAGAUGAUAUGGAGACUUUUGAUACGUUGUCAGAUGGAAUGGAUGGCAAGUUGAAGAAGGCUGCCAUGUCGUAUCCUUACAGUGAUGAGAUCAAGAACGACGAUUAUGCAUUCAGGCCAGAUGUGAAUUUUAGGCAGGGCGUGACAUAUACUGUCAAGGAUCUUGAUCUUACAAAACCAGGUGUUCAGAAGCGUGCCCCCAGGGAGGAGUUUGAAACAACGACUGAGGAGGUCUUAAGAAAAGCGGAUUUUCGGAAUGUCAGAUUCCUUUCCAAUUUCAUCACUGAAGCUGGAAUUAUUAUCAAAAGGAGCAAGACUGGUAUUAGUGCCAAGGCACAGAGGCGUGUUGCUCGUGAGAUCAAGACAGCUCGAGCUUUUGGCUUGAUGCCCUUCACUACAAUGGGAACUAAACCAUUUGUUUUUGGAAAGAGCGUAGAAGAUCUUGAUGAAGAUUAUGAUUUCGAGUACUUCGGAGGAAACUUUGUUGCUGGUUCUGGAAAGGGGGAAGCUGCGACCUGAAUGGAACUUGUGCACAUGGAAUAGUUUUGGGAUGUUCUGACCAGCAUUACAACAUGGGGACAGCUGAAGGAGAUACUCAUGUCUUGGAGAUGCAAAGUGUUGUCAGAGUUGGUGUAGGCUAUGCAAAUUCCUUUUUUCUCUUAGUGUAUUUCUUUUGCUUUCUGUUGCUUGAGCACCUGGUUAAUGAUCCACUGGGUAGUAGCUCCAGCUCUUGGCAAACGAAUCAACUUAAAAAAGGGAAGGAAGCAUAUGGUAAUUUCGAACUUGGGAGAUUCCUGACUGCAUUUGGUAGCGGUUGGGAAGCCAGGCUCUGUGCUUAUGUGUUGGCUCAUAGUGCAUAUUCAUAAAACAGGUUCAAAGGCCAAGGAACAGCUAUCGGGCUUUGUUUUAUAGGUUCUUUCUCAUUGUAACGAAUUGUUCUACGUUCUACACUAUACGUUGGAUGGUAGAAUCCAUGGUUGGAAA